This is a messenger RNA of Aspergillus terreus NIH2624, 2556 nucleotides long. Its product is annotated as vacuolar protein sorting protein DigA. The record is from RefSeq and is a predicted model, not a curated record. The transcript has a single exon. Gene Ontology annotation, cellular component: endosome; HOPS complex. The coding region runs from base 1 to 2556 and encodes 851 amino acids. Gene Ontology annotation, molecular function: protein-macromolecule adaptor activity. Lineage: Eukaryota; Fungi; Ascomycota; Eurotiomycetes; Eurotiales; Aspergillaceae. Gene Ontology annotation, biological process: intracellular protein transport; organelle fusion; vacuole organization.
AUGUUUCUGGACCCUUCUGCAUCUCAUCUAAUUGUUACCACCACGCUCGGCGAAAACUACUACCUCCACACCCAGUCUAGACAACCGAAGCCACUGUCCCGGCUGAAAGGCGUUUCGAUCGAGACCGUCGCCUGGAACCCCUCGCUCCCAACAGCAUCAACAAGGGAGAUCCUCCUCGGCACCACGGACGGCCACCUCUAUGAAGCUUAUAUCGAACCGUCGACGGAGUUCUAUCGGCGCGAGGAGCGAUAUGUUACCGCGGUCUACAGGGCGCCCGAAGGGUCACCAGUGACGGGGGCUUGGGCAGAGCUGAUUCCUACCAAGCCCGAGCACCGUCGGGUCUUGGUUGCAACCCAUGGAAAGUUAAUGUGUUUUACGGGGCGCGGGGGGCGCCCUGGGAGAGAAGGCGGAGGGCCGAUAUACACGGACCUUUUUCAGCGAGAAAGCCCUGUCGUCCACGAGAUCCAAAGGCCCUCUAGCUCUGCGCCCUCGAGUCUGGCAAUCUCACCCACCGGCCCUGAUGGUCAUCAUCCUGUCGACGGUCAAACCGAUAGGGAGUUUGCUUGGCUGAGUUCUGAGGGCGUGUACCAUGGUCAGCUUCCAUACUCGGCGGAGGAGUUGCACCAGCCGUUUGAGAGUGCAAAUAUGCUGUCGCGAUCGGUUUUUCCUGCAACUCAGUCUUCACGCGGAGGCAAGAAAAUGAUACAAGACCCUAUUACCGCUGUCACCCUGACGCAGUGGCAUAUUCUUGCCUUGGUCGAGGGACGGAUUGUUGCAGUCAACCGAAUGAACGAGGAGAUUGUCUACGAGCAGCCCGUUCUAGAGCCCGGCCAGAGUACCUUGGGGCUGCUGGCCGACUCUAUGCAACACACCUACUGGUUGUUUACGGGCCAAGAGAUCUUUGAGAUCGCCGUCGAGGACGAAGAUAGAGAUGUGUGGAAGGUAUUCUUGCAGAGACAGAUGUUCGAUCAAGCCCUUCAACAUGCCCACACUGGUGCCCAAAAAGACGCCGUUGCUACUGCGUCCGGCGACUAUCUCGCCAGUAAAGGGCGUUAUCUGGAGGCAGCCAAGGUCUGGGGCAAGAGCAGCAAGGGUUUCGAGGAGGUCUGUCUCACGCUGAUCAACCGUGGCGAGCAUGAUGCUCUUCGCAAGUACCUUCUGUCUCAAUUGUCAGUAUACAAGAAGUCAUCCUCGAUGCAGCGCAUCAUGGUUUCCAGCUGGCUUGUGGAAGUUUUCAUGUCCAAACUGAACUCCCUUGACGACAAUGUCGCCACUCGAGCGGAGUUGGCGGAGGGCACAAGCACGGAGGAAAUCAAGGACCAGCUCCGCAGCGUUCGUUUAGAGUUUCAGGACUUUGUGACCAAGUACAAGUCCGACCUGGACAAGAAGACUGCGUACGAUAUUAUCAGCAGCCAUGGUCGAGAAGAGGAGCUGCUCUUCUUUGCUACGGCGACCAACGAUCACAGCUAUGUGCUCUCAUACUGGAUUCAACGUGAAAAGUGGUCUGAAGCGCUGAACGUCCUCCAACGGCAAAGUAGCCCCGACGUGUUCUACAAAUAUAGCAGUGUCCUCAUGGCGCACGCUGCAACGGGACUGGUUGAUAUCCUCAUGCGACAGACGAACCUCGAGCCAGAGAGAUUGAUACCCGCCCUCCUCAACUACAACAAGACGGCGAAUGUUUCCCUCAGUCAGAACCAGGCCGUACGAUACCUCAACUUCAUCAUCGUGAACCACCCGAACCCCUCGGCUGCUGUCCACAACACGCUCAUAUCGAUCCAUGCCUCGAGCACAUCAUCCUCAGAAGCCGGGCUCCUGACGUACCUCCAGUCGCAGCCGUCAUCACCGCCUCCGUACGAUGCCGAUUUCGCCCUUCGUCUCUGCAUACAGCACCAACGGGUGCAGUCCUGCGUCCACAUCUACAGCGCGAUGGGUCAGUAUCUCCAGGCAGUAGAGCUGGCUCUGCAGCACGAUGAUAUUGAACUCGCCGCCAUCGUCGCCGACCGGCCCGAAGGGAACGACAAGCUCCGCAAGAAGCUGUGGCUCCUCGUGGCGGAGAAGAAGAUCCGCCAGCCGGGCACGGGCAUUAAAGACGCCAUUGAGUUUCUGCGCCGAUGCGAAUUGCUCCGCAUUGAAGAUCUGAUCCCCUUCUUCCCUGAUUUUGUCGUCAUUGACGACUUCAAGGACGAGAUCUGCACGGCGCUGGAAGACUACUCUCGGCACAUUGAUGCCCUCCGACAGGAGAUGGAUAACUCGGCGCAGACUGCGCGCCAGAUUCGGUCGGAGAUUGCGUCUCUGGACACGCGAUACGCUAUUGUCGAGCCUGGCGAAAAGUGCUGGAUCUGCUCGCUCCCCGUGCUCAGCCGGCAGUUUUUCGUCUUCCCCUGUCAGCAUGCGUUCCACAGCGACUGUCUCGGGAAGGAGGUUCUCGAGGGCGCGGGUGGCAAGAGGAGAUACAUUCGGGAUCUGCAGACGCAGCUCAACAAGGGCGAUCUGCCAUCUUCCCGACGGGAAGACAUUGUGAAGGAAUUGGAUGGGCUGAUAGCCGAGGCUUGGUAA